This is a messenger RNA of Musa acuminata subsp. malaccensis (wild Malaysian banana), 3776 nucleotides long. RefSeq names its product conserved oligomeric Golgi complex subunit 1. Gene Ontology annotation, biological process: intra-Golgi vesicle-mediated transport. Lineage: Eukaryota; Viridiplantae; Streptophyta; Magnoliopsida; Zingiberales; Musaceae. Gene Ontology annotation, cellular component: COG complex; Golgi apparatus. The record is from RefSeq and is a predicted model, not a curated record.
AAUCCCAUGACUUCGCACAUUCGUCUCUCUCCCUUUUGACUCCCCUAUCUCUCCUCACUCAGAUCCGUCGCCAUGCGGUCACCUCCGCCGCCGACGAACGGCGGCGCCGCCCGCGACGCCGAGUCCCUCUUUCGGUCAAAGCCGAUCCCGGAGAUCCGCGCCGUGGAGGCGGCGACGCGGCGGGAUAUCAAGGCCAAGGAGGAGGAGCUCCGCCAGCUCGUCGGCGAGAGCUACCGCGACCUCAUCGACUCCGCCGACUCCAUCCUCCUCAUACGCUCCUCUUGCGAGUCCAUCGACUCCAAUCUCGCUGCGGUCGACGACGCCCUCCGUUCCCUCUCCACCCCGGUCACCGCCCCCGCCGCCCUCGCCCUUGUCCCGAACCCCGCCCGCGCCCGGGUCUAUGGCAUCGCCUCCAGGGUCAAAUACCUCGUCGACACCCCGGAGAACAUCUGGGGCUGCCUCGACGAGUCCAUGCUCCUCGAGGCCUCCGGGCGGUACCUCCGAGCCAAGGAGGUCCACGGUCUCCUCGCCUCCGACGCCGCCGAUGGCGAGAUGCUCGCCAAGUUCCCGCUGCUCCGCCACCAGUGGCAGAUCGUGGAGGGCUUCAAGGUCCAGAUCUCGCAGAGGAGCCGCGAGAGGCUCACGGACCAGGGGCUCACGGUCGCGGGCUAUGCCGACGCCCUCGCCGCUGCCGCUACGAUUGAUGAUCUUGACCCGAAGCAAGUGCUAGGUUUGUUCUUGGACUCAAGGAGGUCGUGGAUCGCGCAGAGGCUAACGGAUAACUCAUUGGUUCCCGAUUCCUUCUCUUCCUUGCUAUGUGACGCGGUUAGGAUCAUUAGAUCUAGCUUGGGGCAAGUGGGCGAGCUUUUCCUGCUCGCGUUGAAUGAAAUGCCAUUGUUCUACAAAAUGGUGCUUGGAUCACCACCCGGGACGCAGUUGUUUGGGGCGAUUCCCCAUCCUGAGGAGGAAGUGAGGCUUUGGAAGUCGCAUCGGGAGAAAUUGGAGGCAAUGAUGGCUCUGCUCGAACCAGAGUUCAUUGCUCAGACCUGUUCUUCAUGGUUGAGGAACUGCUGUAAUGAGAUCUUUGGGGUGCUGGUGAGUGGCAAGCGAAUCAUUGAUGCAAUUGGAAGUGGAGAAGGGCUUGCAGCUGCUGAAAAACUGGUCCAUGAAACUUUGGAUGGUCGAGGGGGUCUGGAGGAGAGCUUGGAACAGUGGCUGAAGAGUGUCUUUGGCUCCGAAAUUGAGUCACCAUGGAACCAGAUUCGUGGGCUUAUUCUGAAAGAUGGAAAGGACAUCUUAGAAGAUAGGUUGGAAGAGGCAUUUGCUAAAAGAAUGAAGGAGAUUGUGCAUACCGAGUUUGAGAACUUGAUUGCAGAUAUCAACUUGAGGAACUCGAUUCACUCUAUUGUGAAUGCCAAAGGUACAAGAGACCAGGAUGAUUUUCAAGCUUACCUGAAGAAACCCUCAACUGGUGGUGGAAUUUGGUUCUCCGAGCCAAUUCAAAAGAAAACAGGACUGUUUUAUGCACUUAAGCCAACUGUUUAUGAGAACGACUUCCGUAAUAGCCUCAAUGCGUAUCUUGGACCUGAAGUUAGUCGAAUCAGAGAUGCAGUGGACAGCAAAAGCCAGAGCAUACUAGAGGAUCUUUUAUGUUUUGUGGAAUCUCAGAACUCUGUUUUCAGGUUAAAGGAACUGGCACCAUUUCUCCAAGAGAAAUGUUACAAGACCAUCUCUGUUUUAUUAAAGGAACUUGAGGUUGACGUUGCAGAGUUUGCUGCUUCUUUAACAAGCAACAAGCAGGACAAGGAUUCUUUACCUCACUCUGUACUUGUUGGAAGAUCACUUUUCGUAGGACGUCUUUUAUUUGCAUUGAGAAACCAUUCAAGUCAUAUCCCACUAAUUCUUGGUUCCCCAAGACAGUGGAUUAAAGAUAUGAUUGGUGCAGUCUCUGCUAGCUUACCAUCAUCUCCUUUGCCUGGGCAAUCUAAGGUGGUUUUUAACUCUCCAAUCUCUUCUAGCUUGAAAAGGCCUACGUUUGACAUCUCUAAAAGUGCUAGGAGUCAAUUCCUCGAUAAUCCAAGAAGGCAAACAUUUUCAGCUGCUGCUGCAUUGUUUUCACUGGAUGACAACACAUGCCCAAAACUUGAUGAACUGAACAAAACAUUCCGAGAACUAUGCAUCAAAGCUCAUAGCUUGUGGACUAUAUGGGUGUCUAAUGAACUAGCACUGAUUCUUUCCAAGGAUCUAAAUAGAGAUGAUACAUUAUCUGCAUCGACACCUUUGCAGGGUUGGGAAGUAACAAUUAUCAAACAAGAUCAAUCCAAAGAGGACCCAUUGGAGAUGACAAUUGCUCUUCCUUCCAUGCCUUCACUCUACAUUACCUCCUUUCUCUUUCAAGCGUGCGUAGAAAUUCAUAAAAUUGGAGGUCAUGUUCUCGAGAGAUUUACACUGCAAAUAUUUGCAUGGAAACUUUUAGAAAAGGUGAUUAAAAUCUAUGAAACGUUAUUAUUAGCUGUGGAGAGUGGUGAAUCUCGGGUUUCAGAAAAAGGAAUCUUGCAAAUUUUGCUCGACCUAAAAUUCAUUGCUGACAUUCUAUCUGGGGGCAGAGACUUUGCUAGUAGUAACCCUGAACAGGAUUCAUCAAGAAUUGUAGCGCUGAAACCUUCACUGAGAAGGAAACAGCCACAAGUCCACCUUGAUUGUGCUAAUGCAGAGACUAUAAUCAGGCUGAUAAAUAGCUUUUCGCAGAGGUUGGAUCCCAUUGACUGGGCAACGUAUGAACCUUACCUAUGGGAAAAUGAGAAACAAUCAUACAAGCGAUUUGCUGUCUUGUUUGGGUUCUUGGUUCAACUUAAUCGCAUGUACACUGACACUAUCCAAAAAUUGCCCACAAAAUCAAACACCGGCUCAAACAUCAUGAGAUGUUCCACAGUUCCUCGAUUUAAAUAUCUUCCAAUCAGUGCUCCUGCCUUAUCUUCAAGAGGUGCACAUAAAUCAGCUCUGCAGGCAGCUGAUGAUACCACAGCGAGGAGCCCUUGGAAAGCAUAUUCAAAUGGAGGGCAAUCUUCGAAGCCUGAGUUUGAUGAUAGUCCAAAUUUUGGAGCAGCAGCGCCAUUGCUGAAGUCCAUCAUGACACAGGUUGGUAGCAAAUUUGGAGAGAGUACAUCGAGGUGGGGCUCUAUGCUUUCCGACUCCCAAGUCGGAAGGCUCAAGGACAGAUCAGCAGCUGCUAUGUCAACUUUUGGCGACAUUCUCCCUGGCCCAGCAGCAGGACUUCUAUCAUCUCUUACAUCAGGCACUGCCAUGUUCGACUCUUAAAUGCCUGUGCUUGCUUCUCAUCAGUGUCUCGUUAAUUGAUCGAAGCCCAUGUGAUUACUUUUAACCGGAGAGGAACAGAGCUGGCAACAUUCAGUCACAGCAGCUCGGUUCAGCAACGCCGUCUAUGUGUAAUAGAGGAAAGGAAGGUGGUACUCUUGCUGUUUCGCAAGUUAGCAGCUACUUUUCAUUGUUUAAGAUGUCAAGAUGUCUCUUAUAUGAUUUCAUCAUAAGGUAGUUCCAAGAUAUCUGCAGUUCCCUGACCAAAUUAUGGAAUCAUGGAAGUUGAAGAGGUAGAAGCUCGAUCAAAUCCUUAGGUAGAAAUCGGGCAUCACAGUUGUAUCUGUUACUGCAUCUACAGUAUAUCAAAAUAAAGGUAAAGGUAUGGGUGUAAGUCUUAUAAACUUGUUUGGAUAAAUUCUUUUUGUAGGUAAUUAGGGAAUGCCAUUAUUUGUUUGGUU